CUCUGAUAAAACACCAUGAGCGAGGCACUUCUAGAAGGGAGGCGGGGCUUAUCAUCCCAGAGGAAUAAGAGCACACACGUCACAGCAGGGGAUUGUGGCAGCAGGUGGCAGGCACGUGGCAGGGACAGCUGGGAACUCCCACCAUCAACUAUAAGUAGCAGCAAACUGAGUGAGUGAACUGGGAAUGGCAUGUGGCUUUGAAGCUUCAAAGACGGCCCACCUUGAUUCACUUCCUGUAGCAAAGGCCCAAUUCUUAAACCUGUCUACACAGUAUCACCAGCCGGGGACCAAGUAUUCAAACAUCCAGGCCUGUGGGGAACACUCUUAUUCACACCGCCAUAGCUGCCGAGUUUACUGUGGGAUCUAGAAUAAUUGUGUGAUUUCUGGGGUUCAGUCAGCAGAGUACAUCUUGAAUUGUUUACACUUUGGGGUUGCUUGCUUUGAAGUCUAAAGGAGAUGAUAUAUGUGAAAAUACUUCCGAGGGAGGUGUUAGGCAGAUACAGUGUAACACUGUGGGCUUCUGAGAUACCCUGCAGCUCACUUCUCUCUCACAGAUUUUACCUUAAUUACGUAGUCUUCCGAGCAUCCCACAAAUAGCUCUAAGAAACAGCUGCUCCAGGCAGGUCACUGCAGCCCAGGGCUAGACGGAGUCUUCCUGUCUUGCUUUGUGACGCUCACCUUUACCUGCUUUAUCUGCUUCCUGAGAGACAAGACUCUAAAGCCUGUCAUGUCUGAGUUAACUAAUGUAUCCUCCUGGAUGUACAGGUUGGUGAUGUAGGUUUUUAAAUACUUGUUUUUUGAGACCUCUAGGGUGGUUCUGUAAGAUAUUUGUAUUUUUUUCCGUUUUAAGUUUACUGCCACUCUGGUUCUGUUUUAUUUUACACGCACAUGCGCGCGCGCGCGCGCGCGCGCGCACUCACACACACACACACACACAUAUGAACACACAAAGGUAAAGCCUUUGACGCAGGCAGCAUCAGCAUGACGGAGGAACAGGAAGUUGGCCAGUUUGGCUGGACUUGAUCUGGAGAUGGUUUAGGGUGGGAGUGAUGGGCACCAGAUCGUAUAGGCCACGGUGAAGAGUUUGGGUUUUCCUUUGUCUGGGUGAUUGGAUUGUACUGGAGAAGCUUAAGUAAAGUAGUCGAUGUGACCCUCUACUAUAAAAUCAUUCUUCAGGCUCCUGAAUGGAUACUAGAAAUGAGGGCAAUAGGACCUUGGGGUAACUUUCGAGAGACCUUGUCAGUUGCCAGGUGAUGGGUAGAGGUGCGGCCUGGACCACAGAGUGAUGGUAAGUGGUAAGGUUCAGUUAUGCCUGGAAGAGAGAGUCUGAAGGUCAUUGUGGGAUGGGAAAACAGAGUCUGCAGGUCAGCGUGGGGAAGAGUCAAAGCUAAGCUAGGAUUUUUGGCCGGGUAAAUGACACCAUCAUAUAUUGAGGUGGGGAACAAAGAGGGACCCUAAAAAUUUGAUUUCAAGGCUGGAGGUGUAGCUCUGUUGAUAGAGUACUUAUCCGAGGGGCCCAGAAAUCUUAGUUUGAUUCCUCAGCACCAUAUAAACUUAAUACUAGGGCUCAGCAUGUGGAGACACAAGGGCCCUAAGUUCAAGGUUAACCUCGGCUGUGUAGUGGGCUUGAGGCCAGUCUGGAUAGUAUGACUCUCAGAAAGAAGUUUCACUUGAGCCGUAUUAAUUUUGAGAUGCCCACUCACCAUUAUCACAGAGAAAUGAUAGCGCCUGAGGCUGGAAAGGUGUCUGUGAGGUUUAUCAGCCCUGAUGAGGUCUGGAGACUGGAUGGGGUCCUGUGUAGGAUUUUGACAGAGAAAAGAAAGAGGCACAGGGUGUUUGUUUUUCUGGAUAAAAUCUAGGAAGUAAACUAAGGUCUGGUGAGAUGGCUCAGAGAGUAAAGGCACUGACUGCCAAGCGUGAGAAAGGAGACCAAUUCUCAGGACCCACGUGGUGGAAGGAGAGAGCCAACUCCCUUAAAUUCUCCUCUGCCUACUUCUGCUGUGACAUGUGCACAUGCACGUUAUACAUGUGCACACAUUCGCUACAUACAUGUGAUGAGGAAUUUUGUGAAGAAGCAAACUAAGGACAUAUGCAAGAGAAUAUGGUUUGAUUCCUCUUGGCUAUGCACUGUACAAAUGAGAUAAAGAUAUGAAAAUGGUAACAAAGCCCCCUCUUGUAUACAAAGUUUAAACAUUGUGGUGUCGCCAGAUCAAGAAAAUUCAUUCUAGUUUUGCACAAUUAAAAAUCUGUUUGCUGAGAGAAUUUAUAAGCUGCAUUUGUGCAGUUGUCACAUGACUGCUUUUGGCUGGCAAGCUGAAAGACCAGCAUCCCUUGCCAAUAACCUGUAAACUGCAUUGUUUUUCCUAUGGGCGGAGUCUUGACAAGCUCAUUUCUGGCUGACUUGAAUUUACUGCUUAUCCCUGUUGAGGUUUGGUCUUGCUGUGUAUUGUAAUAUUAAGUGUGGGCCCCCAAGACCUGGAGUCCACAUGUAGACCAAGGGACGCUAAAUGACCCUGUCCCCUAGUUAUUUCUGAUUGGUAAAUAAAGAUGCCAAUAGGCAGUAGCUGGGCAGGAGAGACACAGGUGGGGUUUAGGAUUCCUGGGUGUGGGGUUGGAGGGAAAUGAUGGAGAGGGUAGAGGAUGAAGUGAGAAUGUGGGUGAGGGCUGGCCAAUUGGAAAACAGAGUGAGUAAUAACUCGGGGUUAUUGAUAAAAAAAUAAAUUUUAAUAGCAUCCAGGGUAGACACCCGCCCACUUCUAAUGCUGUGUAAAAUUUAUUGUAAAUAUAAAGGUUGUGCGUGCGCCUUUUAUCUGGGAACUAAAUGGUCAAAGGUAGGAUAAAAACUCUAGAUUGGGAUUAAAAAUUUCUGCAACGCAUAACCCUUCAGAUUUUCUUUUCAUUCCAUGAUUAUGUUAUCCAGUGGUAAUAAACUGAAGGCCCACUCUGGCUUAUUUCCACAGAAAGAUAUGAUAAAAUUCUAUGAAAAGGGUCUGGAGAGGUGGCUCAAAUCCAGUGCCAGGGGAACUGGCACCUCUGACCUCCUAAUGCACCCACACACGUGCACACAUCCACACACAUACAUACAUACCUGUACGCAUGAUCAAAAAUUAAUAUCCGGGGUUGGGGAUUUAGCUCAGUGGUAGAGUGCUUGCCUAGGAAGUGCAAGGCCCUGGGUUCGGUUCCCAGCUCCAAAAAAAAAAAUAUCCAACGAAGGGUAAUGGGCAGCAGAGGACCACAGUAACAGUUAGAGCAUAAAGAGCAGAAUAAAUAUAACUGCAAAACAUGCGUGUGGGGUUUGUCAUCCCCAAAUGCCAAGGGCUCAUGGGAGAGAACCAGUCUUGAAUCUCAUACAUUUUCAUCUUACUUCUGUGAUUCUGGCGCGAAGUGCAGGUGCUCUGUGCUGGUUUCAUUCACUGUUUCCUUCCUGUGAUUCACCCACUGAGCUUCCUCAGGAUCUCACUGGUCUCCUUAGUUUACCCAUUUCAGGCUUCCUGAAUGUUUCUUUUCCUUUUCUCCAGCUUCCGAGGACCUUCCCUGUCCCUCUCCUAACACCUGUUUUAAAGCCUGUCUGCCGUCAGGAUAGCCCUACCCUUAACCCCAAGGCUCCUGAAGGUCUCCAGGGGUGUCUUCCCCGUGUCUACCUGACCUACUCAGCCCUGUGUGGAAAAGAUGCCUUAAUAGAAAGACUUUGAAUACAGGGUGAUAGCAGCAUUCCAAAGUGAUUUAAUCCCAGGCACCUGACUUGUUUGAGCAUGUGCUUGAAGAUGCCAGGCUUUUAGGGAGAAUAUUUAGAAUGAGCUUCUGGUACACCUAGGAUGUAUGUGUGAGGGCUUGUGACAUGCUGCCUUUGACAGUGGUUAGGGUCACCACAGGCUUCAGUGUCUUUUAUAGUAUCAGCCUUGCCUUUCAUGUCUUCUGAUCUCACAGAGUAGAACCGUAAUGAGAACAAAACCCAUAUAACAUAACUAUCAGUUGUUGGGGAGGACAUCUGCUUGGUUCGGUUCUUCAGUGAGUGAUCCCAGGAAUGAAAACAAAUGGGACAUCCUCAUGGCCCCGGAAAUAAAGAGUGGUAGAGCAUGUAAGACAGGAGAGUCUGGGCAGUAAGGUGGCUUAACUGGUGAAAGAAGCACUUGCAGUGUAAGCCUGACAGCCUGAGCCUGGUCGCUGGAGUCCCUGACCACUCAGAGAUGGAAGGAGAGAACCAGCUCCACAGUUUUCCUCAGAUCUCCCCACAUAUGUUCCCACGCGUAUAUCAUUUGUACAUGCAAAAGAAUAAUCUGAAGAAUGUAUUGUAAUGGAUAUCUUCCUCAAGCUUUUUUGUUUGUUUGUUUGCUUUACUUUGCUUUUUUGGGGGAAAAUCAAAAGAUAGACUCAGAGCUUCAGACUUCCAGACCAUUUCAAGUUGAACCUUUUGGUGGGAAGGGGGCAGCGAUGUGGGGAGGGGGUUAACCUUUCUCUCAGUGUUCUCCUUGGUACUCAUGUUUUUCGCAUGACUUACUGUGUUGUUACACAGGACCACGGUAGCAUUCCUUUUCAUUAAGUUCUCUUGUCUCUUGGCCUGUAUCCGUUCUUGCUCAGUUUAUCUUGAUUGAAGUCGUUAUCUGUUCACAGUGCCUGUUGUCUGUCAUUAUUGACAACUUGGUCUAUUAUUGGUGACUUAAGUUUCGAAGGUUUGCAUGCAUGGGGUAUGACAUUCAGGCCUGUUUCUUCCCUUCUUCUGCUCUUAAUUUCUGAAGAUAUAUUAAAGUAUUUUUAAUGAACACCUUAUUUAGCUGUUUUAGGCAACUCAGGAUUUUAGUUAUGGCUUUGUUACCAUAAUCUGGCUCUCAGAUAAGGCUAUUUCAAGUUAAUUUCACCACACCCUUUAGAGAGAAAUCUUAAUUUUUUUCAUAGAUUCACUUAUUUUGUAUACAUGAGUAGUUUCCCUGCGUGUAUGUCUGUGUACUGUGUGUGUGCCUGGUGCCUAUUGGAGGUCAGAAGAGGCAUAGGAUCCCCUGGAAAUGGAGUUACAGAUGUUGUAAGAUACCAUGCGGGUGCUGGGAACUGAAUCUAGGUCCUCUGAGAAAGCAUCAAGUGGAAUUGUUACUGCUGUAGAACACACUUUAAGGUCUGGAAUCCGUUGCGUUUGCUGGUUUCCAAUCUCAGAGUUCAGAAAGAUUAAAAUACAAUCCAAACUCUUUAUUGUCUUAAAAAUCUGUCAGGACUGGAGAGAUGGCUCAGAAUGGUUAGAAGCACUCGCUGUAGGACCACCAGAACCCAAGCUGGCAUCCCAGAACCCCUGGAACAAGCUGGUGUGGUCGCACUUGUACGUGCAACUACACUGUUGGGGUCAGAGACAGGAGUAGCACUGGGGCUCGAUGGCUCUAGAUUAGUUGAGAGCACCCACAUUUCAGACUCAGGAGGGAUCCCAUUUCAAAAGAAUUAGAUGGAAGGAAUAGCCUCCGUGUUCCCAUGUAUCUGCAUAUACAUGUACAGAUGACACUGUCUCCUCCCCUCUCCUCCCCUCCCCUCCCCUCCUCUCCUCUCCUUUCCUCUUCUCUCCCCCUCCCUCCUUUCUAUCUCCUAUUUUCCUAUCAGUGGAAGCUUCUUCAGACUCAGUGAGAGCCCAUCUCUCAAAAGGUGGAGUGAUGAGUGUCCUUUGGCUUUCAUGUACCUUUAUGUGCACACAUCUGUACAUGGGUGUGCAUAACAUUCUCUCUCUCUUUGUCUCUCUCUGUCUGUCUCUCCCUCCAUCAUAGGAAAAUAGUAACAGUUUAGUUUGCGUAAGUUGAUGGGAAGACAUAGAGACGUGUCUGUUGGGUGGCCUCUGCAGCCUCAUUGUCUUAGUACUUCUUAGGCUGCAGCUUUACUCUGUUACUAGUGAUUUGUACACCUAUUGUCUGGCCAAAACUCAGUUUGUGCAGCAUUAACAUUCUUAGAUAUUGAUGUUUUCCCAAGAGAUUUACACAUUUUGUUUUAAAUGUUUUAAACGAGCAGGAAAUGAUAUCACAUGCUGGCCAUGUGUAGAAACGAGAUAUUUUCUCCCCUUCCACCUAAUGACUACUAUAAGUACAGAUAAAAUAUUUCUUGACUUUUCUUUUUCUUUCCUGUUUUGGGGACAAAAACAUUAGGUUGAACUUAGGGUUUCCCCUAGAGCAAGGAGAUUGGCAUUAUAGCCAGUGAUUUACUGCCCGUCAUCUGACAGAAUCAUCCCAGUUGUCCCAGGGACGGAGUUAGACCGAGCACCUUCUGAUGCUGACAGGACAGUAAUGCUUUCAUCUUUCGGUCCCCUUGUCAACAGAGGUGACUCUUUCGGUGUUUCCCUCAAGCACAGUGUCUCUGCUCAGCUCACCAUGCCUUGGUUAAAUAAGUUGUUUCUGCUGAGGCGUGAUUAAAAAAAUAAUAAUAAAUGAACCUUUCUGCUUGCUGAAUUAAUCUCAUUCAACUUCCACAUUUGCGAUUGGUUAGGUGCUGGUUCUUAGACCUUUUGGGGAAGGGGUCAGGAACCCCUUUGAGGUGUGAAUGUCCAUAUAUGAUCUGCAUGUAGAACCUUUGUACGUUUCCAGGAGGUGACACUCCCCAUUCAGUUAUGCUUAGUCACACGCAGUUCUAAAUGUGGCCACUUCUGGAUGGCUCUGAGUGGCAGGCACCCACUCUUAAGAUUGCUUUUCUGAUUAGAUAGAGCUAUGCUGAAAGCAGCCCCAUUUCGGAGCAAUUUGUAGCUUCCAGAACUGUCCCAAUAUGGACCCAGAGCCGGAAACACUCUUAUGUAAGUCGAUGUUGCAGAGACACCUGCACUGGCCCUGUUUUCUCACAGCCAAGUUUGUCUCCCUCCUCUCCCCGGGCCUUAUUUAUUCCCUCUUCAGACCUCCUCUGGCCAAGAGAAAAGCUCUUUUUUAUGCAUAUAUUUUACAAUACAUGUGAGACCAUCCAACAAAAGCCAUGGCCAGACACCGCACUGUUCCCUGAGGUGGCCAUCUUUAGAGGAUGUUGCCCUUCAUGGCAAUUGUAAGCUAGAUGUCCACAAAUGACAGCAUUUUAAACAUUUUGGAAAUGGAGACCAGACCUCAAUACUCAGAAAUGUUCACAUAAUUUGGUCUUAAAUUGCUUUGGGAAAACAAGAACAUCUAUUAGUACUGGGUGUAAUUCUUGCAUGGGCAUCAACGUUUGAUGCUGUCCUUGGAUCUCCUUAGGGUGACUUGUUCUGAUCUCCCCGGCUUGGCCUUUGUAACCCCCGAGUUAAUGUUUUGUCUCAAAUCCUCUCCUGAAAAAUCAAGGGAUCUUUAGGGUCAACAGAACAUUUUGUUUUCCCAGCUUUUGAAAUUGGGAAACUUGGUUUAAAACAAUAGGGGCAGAAUAGUUGGAGAAGUUCAGCAAAUUAUGUGCUUUAUUUUUUUUUUCUUCAAAGGGAAGAAAAAAAAGUGCUGUAAUAAUUUUUUAAUGUUCUUUACAAAUAUAAAGCCAUUAUAUUAGCUUUGAGACAUUCUGAACUCUGUGUAAUUUGAUUUGCUCAUCUAGUUGCCCUGUCAGAAGCAUCUGUACAAAUCUUCUAAUUAUAUUGCUUGCUCUUAAGGAUCCUUAGCUUUCUCUACUUUAGAAUAAACUGCUGAACUUGAAAAGGCUGACCAGGUCUAAAGGCUUCACCCCUUUUGAUGAUGUACGGACAGACGUAAAAAUGGACAAUAGACUCGGCCAUCUUUUUAAAAAUGUAGUUUUAUUUCUAUUUGAAACGUCCUUGUGUUCACAGGAUAAAGAGUAACAUGGGAUAAUCAGGGUCCAUGUGAUUGGCUUCUCUGUUCGUUCGGGUAUUGCAUUGGGAACAUUCGUCAUCUCCACGAGGUGCACUGAAACAUUCAGUUAAUUGUUGUCAACUACAGUUAUUCUACUCUUAAAGAACAUUAGAGCUUACCCUUUUUAUCCAGCUGUACUUAGUACCUGUUGCCGCUACGAGCAUUUUAAUGUCCUUGUCUGUCUAUCUGCCUGUCGUCUCUUGCAAUGCCAGGAAUUAAAUCCAGGGCCUCGUGUAUGCAUGCUAUGUAAACAUCAUAACACUGAGCUAAGUCCCAGCCCCUGCCAGCAUUUUAACAAGACACAGGGUUGUCUGGUAUUUGGCAGCCUUUCACUUUGCACUGUGUCCAGUACAUAGUAGAAAAGGAAGUUCACAAACUAGAUAGCAGACCUUGCCCAAAACUCAAAUGACCACGUAGAACGUCCAGAUCAUUCACACUUUAUGAGUUGCCCUGCUCAAGACUUUUUGUUACUUCUAUGACUUCUCCCUCCCUAGUGGUCUUUAGAAACCUCUGGACAUGAAAUAGUAGCCAGGAUACAAUAAAUCUCAGCCCUUUCUGUAUUUAGCUCUUGUACUGGGCAGGGCAUAGAGAGACCUUACCUUGGUCUCAUGUGAGGCCUUGACUUCCUGCUUCCCUGGGACCACCAGCCCUGCCUAAUACGUCCUCUACUUCUGAUAGAAAAACGAGACUUUGUGUAGUUCAAAAUUCCUUUUGUUUACAUGGGGUAUCCAUUUAGGAGUGGAUGUAAGUUAUGGGAAACCAGAAGCUCUAGCUGUCAGAGUCUCUGCAGAGUCAUGGUGCAAGACCCCUAAUUCCUCAUUUAUUUUGCAUGGCGACCUGUGGUACUCCUAAUAAAGAACCAAGUAGUGAAUUCCUGUGCGUCGACUCAUGAUGUAGCCUUUUAAUAGCACCUCUGGGAGGAAGUUCUGUAGCAGAUGGUGUAGGAGCGAGCUAGGCAGAAGGGCUUUUAGCUCUCUUGCAUUAUGGAUAGAUGUACAAUGCUACAUUCGCACCUGCAUGACUCUCACAACACUUAGACCACCUAGUUCUUAAAUGUAGGAACAUACUUUAUUUAUUUAUUUUUGUGACAGGUUCAAAGUCAGUUGUAUACUCUGUCUUGGCUAAUAAUACAAAAGUGGUGUUCUCACACUUAUACCAAUAGCACAGCAAAUACCUAACUCCUAACCCCUGGCCUGGACUUUCAAAAGUUCCCAAGUCUCCAUUGUCUUCCUGAACCACCACUGCACCUGCUAGCAUGGUGGUUUCCUCUCAGGCUCUCAGAGGGCUGCUUUCAGCUCCUAAGCAGCUCAUGGUUCCUAACCCACGUCAGCUGUUCCAAAUAGUUUCCAUCUUUCUCAAAGCCACAACCACAUCCCACCUACUACUUUUUCCACACUCGGAAGACAGUCUCUGCUCGCCUGUUCUAAAGAAUGGCUGUCCAGCAAUAAUCCCACAGCAAUACUCUUCCUCUGCCUACCAUGCCCAUGUUUCUUCCUUAAUGGUCGAGACAGAGUCACAGGUGACCCUAUUUAUAAGUACUGAAAAGAGUCGAUGUGGUUAUUCAAAAAAUAAAAACAAACCAACCAAACAAAAGCAGAAAUUUAAGCCAACAAGUGCUGUUUCCCCACGCAUUGAGGUAAGCUCUGAGACUAGCAGACUAGUGUGCGCACAUUUGUGUCAUGCAAAUGCUUCUUGUUGAUCUGUAAAUAUUGUUUCAAUAAACUAAUAAAUAAAUCAACACCUUUAAUGUCAAGAGAACAUCAUAGAGUUCAAACACUCACAGCACCAUUGGGCACACAACAAUGUGGCCUAGAAGAAUGCUUUCUAAAACACAAUGCCAAGGCCGUUGCAGGUCUUGAUUUAUGCCCCCUUGCUUGCGCCAUUUAAUUAACCCAAACAGUAUUGAGUCAUUUUAGUGUCAUUUACUUUGCAAAUGAUUUUCUCAAAUUCACAAAAUAUAUUUAGUAUAAAUCAUACACACUAUAUGAUAGAUUUGAUGCAUUUUGCAUGCAAUAUACUAUGAGUGUUUUGUGAUACAGAAUGUACAUGUUGAGGUCAGACAAACCCAGUGUCUACCUUGGUUUUUGAAACAGCUUCUCAUUCUAGAACUUGUCAAGUAGACGAGUCUGGCUAGCCAUUAAGACUCAGUGAUGUACCAGUCUUUACUUUUCUGAGGGUCACAAGCUCAUACCAUCAUGGCCAACAUUUUUUUACAUGGGUUUUGGGGGUAGAACUUGCAUUCUUUUUUUAUGUAUUUUGAUCAUGUUUUCUCUCUCCCCCCAGUUCCUUCCUACUUCCCCACCUACCCGACUUGACAUUAUUUUUCUCUUUCAAGACAAAAAAAAAAAAAGAAAGAAAACCAAACACCAAGACAUACUCUCUCUCUCUCUCUCUCUCUCUCUCUCUCUCUCUCUCUCUCUCUCCACAAAACUGAAAGUCAAAACAUGCAAAAGUCUAACAAAGCAAAAGAUGGGAAAGCAAAGCAAAAUGGAAUAAAAUAUCCACAAUAAUACUACUGAGUUCAUUUUGGGGGCCUGCCCUGAAGUGUGGUUGAUAUACGCAGUGAGGCUCCACUGGAGAAAACUGGUUUUCCCUUUGCCAGUGGGUAGCGAUUUUAGAUAGCUUCUUGGUUGAGGGUGGGACACUGCCUGUAUUUCCUCCUCUCAGUACAGCAUCCCACCUGGCUCGAACCUCUGCAGUCCCUGUGCAUACAACAUGCUGCCAUCUAGUCUCAGUGUUUUGGCCCUCUGACAGUGCUGGGUUUGGGUUCCAUUUCAUGGAGUGAGCCUUAGGUCCAAUAAAAAAAAAAAAAAACAAAAAACAAACAAAAAAACAAAAAAAAAAAACAAGCAGUUGGUUACUUCCAUAAUAUCUCUGCCACUGUCCCCUGUCACUGUUACAGGUCGCAGGGUUCAUUAUUGGGUGAUAUUGGUAAUUACCUUUCUCCUCCAAUAUCAUGCAGAGUAAGUAACAUGAGUGUUAGUCGAUAGGAGCGAAGUUUCUCGUGAGGCAACAGAUCAAUUUUUCUAUAGAAGUCAUGUUCUGAUGCUUAUGAGGCAAACACUUUACUCUCUGAACUAUCACCCAAGCCAUACCAUGUGUUUAUAUAGGUGUAUGUGUGCAUGUCCCAGCAUGGCACAUAAGGUCUCCUCUCAGGCAUGCCAUGUUGGCCAUUAUUGAGUUCGCAUGGACAUGCUGUUUCUUUAUACCUUUCUUUAGUCUCACACUCACCCAGAUGAGCCAUUCUGGAUCCCCUUUCUCCCUUCCUUUGGGUUACUUAACUCUUACCUCAAGUCUUGGCUUAGGCUUCAAUUCAGGGAAGUCGUUGACCCUUACUUCUUGCUCUGUUCUUUGCUACAACCCUUCACCCUUUGUACACUUUGUCCAGACCUGCUCUGAUGUUUUAUAUUUGUGGGUUGGCAGUUUUCUUGAGCAUAAGACUGUUCUUGUACCUAGCAGAGCAUAGCACAUGCUGUUUGGUAUGUGCUCCCUGGGUGGAUGUGGAUUCCACUACAGUAUUGGUAGUAAACUGAAUAUUAGAGCUACAAGGAAACUAUGAUAUUAGCAAAUUAACUCAUUUGCUCUAUUAAUUCUGUGCAUUUGUGUGCAUCUAUUGUGAGAAUGUGCACAUGAGCCCAAGUCUCUCUGGAGGGCAGAAGAAAGUUGGAUUCCUUGGAGCUGGAUGUGGCUGGUGGGAAUGAAAAUUGGGUUCAAGCUCUUAAGCACUGAACCACUUUCCAGCCCCAUAGCUCACUCAUUAUAUAGUUUGCAGAGACCAACAUCUCACAGCUUGUUCCAGACAAACCAAGGACUCAGAUUCCCUCACUGCUGUUCCCAGUGCAAUGUGCCAUGAUGGUUUGCAAAUGUGUUUGUGUGUGAAGUUGGGGGCUUUCUGUCUCUGCUUAGUGCCUGCCUACAGCAACCGCUGGGAGUGUUGUGGCAUCCGAUUUCUUUCCUGGGGAGGGAAACAGUGUCCUGACAAUGCUAAGAGCUUUUCCUCUGCAUGGUGCCAGGUUUACAACGGCCCUUACCUCACUGCUUCCCCUUCCCUUUCCCGGUUUGUCCUGGUUUAUCUUUGGGCGGGCUGAGUCUCAGCAACGGUUGCUAAGUAAAUAGAGGAGCUACACAUUCGGGGCUGUGGUGUCAGAUAGUCAGUGUCUUUGCCUUCACCUGUCCUGGCUGUUCUCACUCUUAGCAUGUGUUGAAGAACGCACAGUGGAUGUUUCAUCUGACAGCCCAUAGGAUAAGGGAAGCCUUAAGGGGGAAGCAGCAGGACGCUUUUGUGUCAGUGAAAAAGUGAGUUUGUGUUUCCAGACCCACCCUUGGAAAUGGCAUCAGAGGUAGUGUGUCUAGAAAUGCCUGCUUGGAUAUUUAUCUGCUCAGAGUUUAUUAUAAAGAACCUUCUGGAGAAAGAGACUUUACCAUGUCUCUCUAGGGUUAAAUCUUCAGGCUGAGGCUGAGGCACCGCUCCUUCCAUUACUGCCUGGCCAUGGAUGAUGCAGUUUUGCGUGGUUGAUUCCUAAACGCCAUGGCUCAUUUGAGCUCCCCAUUAGCACUGAUCACAAGUUCUGAGGGUCAGUACAGAGGUGACCGUUGGCAGUGUCAUGACUGGUUUGAACCUUUGGGCUCCUUUGGUAACUAACCAAAUAGUAGAAGGCUAAAACUGCCUUUGUUGUUGUUGUUGUUGAAAAGUCUCUGGAGACCAGAGGCUUUAAAAAGCCCUUUUGCUUCUCUUGCUUUUUGUUUUGUUUGUUGAGAUACACUGUAGCUCAGGCUGGCAUGGGACUUAGUCCUCCUGCUUCAAUUACCUAAGAGCUGGGAAUGUAGACUUGAGCCACAGUGUCUGGCCGCCUUUCCCUUCUUUUGGAGCUCUGCAACAUUGUUUCCCUAGGCAUUUCUGUAUGUGUUUCCUUUUUGUUUAUUUUUUUUUUUAAAGCAAGAACUGCACUAUUUACAGUGACCUUUAAGCUCACAGGAUUUAGAAAUCCCGUGUCUUGGAAGAAAUCCAGGGCCUUGGGUCUUAGGGUUUCUGAAGUCACUUUGGACCUUGUUGGCUUCCAGCCACAUGGGAGUGUCUGAUCCUCCCUGGGUUGGUCUCAAGUUCCAGGCAUUGAGCUAGAAGUGCAUCAGCCAACGAUUUGACCUGUGUCCAGAAGGAUUUUUGACUUGCUAUAUUCUCUGCUUGGCAUCAGCUUAUUUCCUCCAGGGACGUCCCCUUCCUUGGAAAAAGUAAGUCCAAAGAUGCCUGUCUGACUGAUGAGCUAAGGAUGAAGUUCAGCUGGGCCUUUCCAUUCAGGGAUCAUACUUUGUCAGUCAUAGGUCCCUGGCUGAGCAAUGUGUCACCAACCUUCAUGUAUGUGGGUACAUUGUCACUGUCUUCAGACACCAGAAGAUGGCAUCGGAUCCCAUGACAGAUGGUUGUGAGCCACCAUGUGGUUGCUGGGAAUUGAACUCAGGACCUCUGGAAGAGCAGUCAGUGCUCUUAACCACUGAGCCAUCUCCAGCCCCCUAAUGUGUCACCAACCUUAAAGAGACGUUCCCUCUCCUGCCCACUGGAGCUCCCUACAUAGGCUAGUUCCAAGAAUGACAAUCUGAAAUCUUGAGACAAAUCAGUCAGCAUUGGUUCUAAGAGUCUGCAACUCAUGGGAAGUUCCUAGACUGUGACCUGAGGAGCUGCUGUAGGUGGCAGCUGUACGUGGGCCUCCAGUCUUCCUUCAGCCAUUGUGUUAACUUUUCUCAUGCGGUAAUAGGGAGCUGUGAUUAUAGAUAGGACAGGUAGAGGGGGUUGUGGUGGAGUGCAAGAAUAUCCUUAGAACUGUGUGCUGAAGUGACCCCUGAGGGUCUUGAAAGGGUCUCAGUGUAUCUAAGAUAUUACCAUUCCUUCCAGUAAGCCAGCAGACCACGAAAAUGCUCCUGCCUUCAAGGCCCAUCUGCUAUGUGUAGACUUUUGUUCCUUUAUCUUUAGUUCUACUGUACUAGGUGUAACUCAUUUAAAAUCUGCAGACUGUUUAGAACCCAAUAGUAACAGGAUCGAGCGGGGUAGUGAUCCCUUCCUUAUUGGUCACCUCUCGAUAUGUUAUUUAUCAAAAUGUCCAGGACAGUGCUAGAUUCAGAUACCUGCUGCAGAAUGGUGACGUUUAGAGGAGGGUGGCUUAAUCUGUGUGUGAGUCUGCUAGAUUGCUGACGUCAUGCUGACAUGGUAAUUCUUUCCUCAUGUUCACAGGGAAAUAGGGAGCUGUGUUAAAGAUGAGAUGCACUGAUGUCACACGCAUCUGAACUACCGGUCUGAUAAAUCUAAUCUUAAAAGGCAGCUGAUUAGCUCCGUACUUGUUCAUUGUGGACACAUGUCCCUUCGUGGCAGUCAGUAUUUGCUUUUCUUAGAUACUGAUUCAUUUAAUUGUCCUGGUUUGGACUAUUCUGGAUGCUGAUGUGAGACUUCUUGGUAUGCUUCUAGAACCUUCUUUCAAUGCCAUUCUCCAUCCUGGAGAUAUUUGAAGGAUCUCAGUGAUUCAUCAGUGGCAGUCAUGUCACUUUUUACUGCCAAGGAUCUGAUGGACUAGAAACCUGCCAUUCCUGAGGCCGCUGAGGCGUCUUGUCUCACACCUGUCUUCUGCCUCAGUUGUUCUCAAUGGGGUUUUUCUUCCUCGUAGUUGGAUGCAACAGGAAUCACAUGGCAGGUUUUCCCUGUCAUAUUACAGUGGCCACUUCAGCCUUCUUACCUCUUUGCCUCCCUUUUUGACAAGACAUCAACAUUAAAACUGUAGCUGGGGCUAGGGAGAUAGCUCAGGCAGUAUGAGAGCCCGAGUUCUCUUGUGAGUUCCACCUCUGUAACCCACAUCAAAUCAGGGAGAGUGGCUCAUCCUAGCCAUCCUAGUGCUGGGGAAUCAGAGAUAGCCGUGAUGGCUGACCAGCCAGCCUCAUCUACCUGUUGAGUACCAAGCAAGUGAGAGACCCUGCCUUUAAUAAAACCAAAACAAAGUAAGCCGGUGCCUGAGGAUUGACACCCAAAGCUGUCCUCUAGGGCCCACGCAGUCUCUCACUCCUGAAGAUUAUUCAUACCUCACUGUUUUAACUCAGCCAAGGUCUUAUCUUUUUCGUAAGUGCUUUGUUCAGCUUCCACCCUGCUCCCUUUAUUGUGGCCCAGACACAAAUAGAACAUUCCAGUGCUAGGAGUGCUUCAUAGCCUUUUAAAGGGCUUUCCAGAGUUCUGCAGCUCUCAGCCUCCCAACCCUCUCUGAACCAAAGGGUUUUUCUCUGAGCUCAGAUAAACUUGGAUUUCCCUACUUCCCUUCCAAGAACUUGCCAUCUUACGUUCCUCUUCCCUCCAGUGUUGUGGCUGGCUUUCUGGACGGCCUGGCAUAGCCUGGUAAUGGCUUCCUACAGGAUUCAACCCUGCUGACCACCCAGAACUUUCCAUCAUACCCUUUCUUAAUCCCCAGAUGAUUUGUCCCUCAGGACUCCCACCCAGGACUGGGCUGGGCUGGUUUGGGCUAGUCUACUGACAGCUCCACUGUGGCCGAAUGUUCCUGAAGCAUGUGGGCCUCUCCCUGGGCUGGGGCGCUCCCCCUACCAGGUCAGAAGUCAAAGGAAAGAAGAAGCUAGGGAUGGGCUGGUAGAGACAGCUCAGAAGCUUGAGUAUGAAGCGGAGUGUAUGGGGAAGGGAGGAGAGGGAGGCCGGAAAAUCAGUAGUGACCCUGAAGACCCUCAGCCCUGCAAUCCAGGCACUGGUCCACUGUUCUGCAGCUUGGAACCCAUUUUAUUUUGGAAUGACUAAGUCCAAGGAGAAACCCCGGAGCUGGCCUAGUAGAGAAAAGAAGUUUGUCUCUGUUGCUACAGAUCUGGAAUCAUUAAGACUCCAGCUCUAUUGAAAUUGAUCUCUUUACUGUCUUUGGAAAAGGAUUUAAAGAGGCAAAUCACAGUGAGGGAUGUUUGAUUUAAGGAAAGCUUUUUAAAGAACCCAGGGUAGGGGUGUACAUUUGCAUACAAACAAUGGGAGUGCUAAUUAAGAUGAUUCUCACAUAGCCAUUUCAGUGGAGCAGAGACUGCUGCCUGGCAACCCUUACACAGUGGAAGUGAGUGCUUUGAAAGCCAUCUUGUUCCAUCAUUCUAAUCAACUAAGACAUAUUGUGAGCCUUUUAUCUGCAAGGCGCUGAGCAAGGACCACUCUGUGUGUGUGUGUGUGUGUGUGUGUGUGUGUGUGCGCACGCCCCCUCUCUCUCUCUCUCUCUCUCUCUCUCUCUCUCUCUCUCUCUCUCUCUCUCACACACACACACACACACACACACACACGCGUGUGUGUGUGUGUCUAGGGUAUCAAACCUAAUACUCGCCUUCCAGGGUGGCAUGUGGCACUACAGGGAAGUCCAAGUGGAACCUGUGAGUUGAAAGGUUGGUAGGAAUGAGUAAGAGAAACAUCCCACCUGCUGAGAUAGGACAUACCUGCUUACAGUGCUUUAGAAAUUGCUAGCAUUUUGCCAUGCACACCCCCACCCUCCACCCCCACAUACACAAACCGACUUGUCUAAUUCCCCUGGGAGCCAUAGCCCAGCAUUUAAAGUAUUUCUGUCAUCAUCAUCUUUGCUGGUAUUGGUUAGCACUGGGCACCUGCUGUUUGCGGCUGGUUUGGACUCUGCCCCGGGGAGUGUGGGAAGGGUUGAUCUGGUCUAGAAGUGAAGUGAAAAAUCUUCCAGCUCCCAGAGGAAGCUGUGCCUCCUUUAUCUUUAACAAAGAAAAGGGACUUUGAGAACAUCAGGUCUGGAGCUCCGUGGACGCAGAUUAUCUGUGGACUAAAGUUUGUUCACUGGUUGGGAGACCAUGUUUGCAGUCAUGGGGGUUGGGUUAUGCAUCCUGGCCACUUGCCAGCUUUGUGAUCUUGGUUUGUGACUUACCUCCGAGCCUCAUUGUCCUCGUUUGUGAAAUUGGGAUUGAUGUAAGGGUAAUCAUAAUACAGUGGCGAUGACGGUAUGCUUGCACAGGUACAGUGCAGUAGUGUAUGCCCUGGAGGGAGACUGCUGAAGUUCACAUUCCAUUAGCUAUGGAGCCCCGGAAUGUUGCUAAACCUCUCUGGGCCUUUGUUUAUCUCUAAAAAGGAGCAAACAAUGGUGCCCUUACCAGAGGGUUGUCAAAAGUAAGAGUUAUAAAGCACCAUACGACAAAAUUCUAAAAGUUAUUAAACACACACACACACACACACACACACACACACUUACACUCACACUAUAGUUUUGGUUUUCAGGAUUCUUGAGAGGUUUGACCCUGGGCAAGUAUUAUUCCAGCUCUCUUAGCCCCUGUUCCUUGUUGUCUUUGUAUAGGGAGAUAGCCAACGUUCUAGUGUUAAAACACUUUCCGGAAGGAAUUGUGGCUUGUAAAUAUCAGAGCUGGGACCAGAAACCGUGUGCUUGUUUCAAAAGUAGCUGCAGGCACAACUGUAGCCAUGUGUGCAGGCAGGUGACUGUGCGUGUUUCGAGCCUUUCAGACCCUUAAUGUGUCAUGACCGAAGAGCCAGCCUCCUCUUCUGGAUUGUCUCCGUCCUGUGGUGUUGACCGUGCUGGUAUCAUUGGUACUGUUGCUAUCUGAUGUCCCUCUCAGCUGUGACUUUGAGCCCGUACCCUCUAAUGGGGCAUGCCAAGGUAGCUAUGAAGCUCUUUGGUCUUAGUGCUUCCUCUCUGGCUGGACUUGGCUUUGAAGCCUGAAAAAGUCUAUCGUAUUGUGAGACCUGACUUUUAAGGUAUAUCCUUUUCCGGAAAAGGCUAAUAUGAAAGGCUCUGCCUUCAUGCUUAAGAAACUUAGGAAAUCAGUGUACUGGGGAAUAAAAUAAAAUAAAACAAAACAAAGCAACACCCUCCAACUUCAACACAUUUGCUGAUUCCUGUCACCGAGACAUUUUUCAUGUUUGCUGACGAAAUGGACACUUUAAAAUGCAGUAACGUAAUGUUCUAAAAGACAAACUCUAUCCUAUAUGAGUGGCAAAAGGUGCUUUAGUACUCAAGCCCUAUUUUGGGCCUCUGGAAUUCAGUUCCUUCCUGUUGCCAGCUGAACCUGAUGCAUUAGAUGAAAAUAUAUUCCUAUCUUCAAAUGUGGACAACGGGACAUUCUGUCCUCUGAAUUUCAGUGUUUGACUUGGGUGUUGCAGGAAACUUGGCACCCUCCCUUUUCAGAAUAAUAAACAGACAUGAUGUGGCCUCGUGUUUCAUCUGAUGGGCUUAGAUGCUAUUGCCUCAUAAAGGCUGAUUCAUAGACAAGUGGUAACUAAUUAUAGUAGCUUAAAAAUAAUACUGUUUCAAGUUGGCAAGGCAGGAUGCCCCGCGUGUUUUGCAGGACAUGAGAGACUCUGCUUCUUUGGUGUUACGAAGGUGACACACACUUUUCUAUUUUAGUUGCUUGGCAGUUGUGCUGGCUCAUUAACUGCUGUCUUCAUUUUAAUUUUUCUAGCACCUUCUCUGUGCACAGAUAAUGGUGGGCUUUUUGCUAUAAUCCACACAGGAAAUUUCCUGGUAGCUGCCUACCACAUACAUACAUGCAUUUACUUAUUUAUUUAUUUGUUUAUUUAUUUAUCUACUGUUUAUUCAUUCAUUCACUAAUUUAUUUAUCUAUUAUGGGCCAGAGAUUCUCAUUUAUUUGUUUGUUUGUUUGUUUGUUUGUUUGUUGUGUGCUGGGGAAUCUAGCCCACGACCUGGUACAGAUGAGGGAAGUCUUCUGCCACAGGGCUAUAUUCUUAGCCCUGCUGUUGAUAUCUUAAUGCAACUGUGUCUUGCUCUAAAACAGCAAGCACAUUUUUUUCUUCUAGUUGGAAACAUUUAGAAUCUUUCUAUGAAAGGUUGCAGGAAGUUGUUUACUUCUUCAUGGAAAGCGUAAAAGACGUUUUAUAGCAUGCUCUUUAAAGAGAGGUUGGUUAUUAUUUUAUGUGGGGUUUGAGCGAAUGUAUGUGCAGUGUGUUCCUGACGGCCCUCAGAAGCCUGCAAAGGCCAUCUGAUCAAUCCCUUGCAACUGGAGUCAUAGGUGGUUGUGAGCCCCCGAACCUGGGGGCCUCUGCAAGAGCAGCAAGGGCACUUAAUCUCCAAAGGAUUUUUUUUAAUCACAGAUUACUCUUAUUGCUUUCAUUUGACUCACCUACCUCACUGUGAAUUAAUUUUACUUUAGAUUUAGUUUUCUUUAAGUAAAUAGACUGUACGUGAUCGUGUAUAAAAACUAAAAAGUAGAAAAAUAUCUGCGAUAAAAAGUAAAUCUUGGGGUUGGGGAUUUAGCUCAGUGGUAGAGUGCUUGCCUAGGAAGCGCAAGGCCCUGGGUUCGGUCCCCAGCUCCGAAAAAAAAGAACCAAAAAAAAAAAAAAAAAGUAAAUCUUCUGCCCUUGUUGUAUUAAAAGAGCUCUCCUCAGAAGCAGCCUGGGACACCACUUUCUUGCAUUCUCUCUUGGGAGAUGACUUUUGCAUUCAGGAGUACUUCUGUGUGUACCCUCGGCCAUAUUCUUUCCUUGAUGAUGAUGUUGUUGUUUUCUUUUAAUCCAUGAUCCUGGAGGUCCUUUCACUUUACAAAUUGAAUUGCGUAGUCUCUGAAAACUAGCAGUUUUUAAGGAGUAGCUGUGUGAUGAUACACUAGCAGUCGUUGUUUUACCCUUUUACCUGUGAAGCUAUGCAUGGUAUAGUGUAUCUAAGUCCAUCCACUUAACUGUUUUUCUGCUGUAAGCAGAACCCUAGAACUUGGGGACAUGAGCUGAAAAAGUACUUUCUCCUGUUACUCUUGUACCACGUGGUUUCAGCCAGUUAAUCUUUUUGUGCCUCAGCUUCCCCACUGAUACAAGGAUAUUUAUCUUAGUGUCAAGAUAAUAUAAUUAAAAUCAGUAGUCUCUUUUGAGUGCACAGCCCUAAUUGGUACAUCUGCAUUAACCUCGCCCCUCCCCCUCAAGACUCAGGAACAUCAAUGAAGAAGAGGUAGAAUGAAUGGGAGACAAAUGUGCUGGGGGAGAGUUUUGUGAAAGGUGUCCCUCUUGUCAUGACUUAGCCAUUUUCCUCAUAAAUAUCUGUGGUUGCCUGUUUAAGAUCAAGCCAAUGGUACCAGUCAUUUCAAUAGGUAGUAUCAACUGCACCUGUGUGUGUGUGUGUGUGUGUGUGUGUGUGUGUGUGUGUGUGUGUGUGUGAAACCCAACUAAACAGAUACCACAAACCAAAACGGUUGUGGCCAUGAAGCAGAGAGGGGGACAUAUUUGAAGGAGGAAGUGGGCAGGAGGAAUUAGGAUAUACAGGUAUGAAAUUGUUAAAGAAUAAAUAAACGAUAGUCUAUUGCAAAUAAAUAAAACCCAACUAGUCUAUAUAAAACUGAUAGGCCGUGCUGGGCAUAUUGAUAGACAUAGGUACACAUAUCCUAGGGUGAACUUAAGCUCUGCAUGUUCUUGAACCGACCUCUGAGACUUAGAAGCUUUGACCCAGUAUGGCGUCUGUGUUAUAACUAUGUGUCUCUUACAUUUGCUUAGACCCCAUCCUCUCUCGUGUUUCCUGUUGUUUUUGUGUGGCCUCCUAGAACAGAAAGGUGAAGAUGGUAUUUCAAACCAUCAUAUUUAUGGAUCCACACCCCUCAAGUGGAUGUCUAAGAAAUGAUUUCCCCCACGUAUGACCAAGGCAGAGCUUUAUAAUAAUCAGACGUUUAUAUUUAGGUAGAUGUAUACUUCAUGUGUGCAUGCAUGAUUUGGCUUUUAUUGAAUGAUUUCCAAAUGGUUCAGGCUAUACACAGAAUCUCUAGAAAUGUCUAGAAGAUGCACUUACUCUGGUUUACUUGUCUAUGGCAGUGGGGGUUAAGGGUCUCUUGUCUUACAGCAGCGAAGGCCACUCCUUUUGGAUUUGGACAGAACUGGAGCUAAAAAUCCCCCUGCUGGGGUUUGUUAGGUAUUUGACUUAGCUUCUGAGGUUUGCUUCUCCCCUUACAGAGAGGAUGACAGUGACAGAGAAGACAGAUGAAGGACCUGACAUUGUGUGGCAUGGAGCAGGUGCUGGUGGACCAUCUGUCCUUCCUUUCCUUCUCCCCUUCUUCCUAUCCCUGCCUCAGUCUCUUGGGAGUAGCCUCCUUGACCUUAGCCUCUGAUGCUGUGUUCAGCUACACUCUCCUCCUGACUCAUUCCCUGGAUGCUUCCUUUGCCUUAAUUUGGGGUGGAGGUGGUGGUGACAGCAGCAGCAGAAGUUGCUGUCACUUGCAUUGUACCAAUUGCCCCUCUCCUACCUAGUGAGUCAACCAAGGUUUAAUAAGCGCCUACAAGUGAAUGACUAGAGGGAAAUAUAGCAUCUCCUACACCAUUCAAGUCAGCGUUAUUUCUUUGAAAGCCGUGGCCAGCAGCAGCACUGUAUGGAAUGGCACUUGGUACCUGGUGGUGGCCUCUGAAGUUCUUCAGAGAGAGCUUUCAAUCCUGGUUACCCUUUUGAGGCAUUUGACUGAACCGUGUCAGUGGAAACCCCUUUGCCAGUGUUGUGCUGUUGGAGGAGAGGCAUACCAAGGAAAUUACUUCAUUUCAUCCAUGCUCCUCGAGAACCAUACUUGUGGAUGGCUACUUUUGACUCUCCAGUCCUGCCUUACUCCAGAAAAGGAUGGGUUGUUUGUCUUUCAGACCUAGUGGCCAGCGUAACUUGGUUCAGAGAUAGGAUCUUAGUCAGGCCAAAGGCCCGAGUAGAGAAAGGAAAGGGACAGAUGGAAAGAGAGCAGAGAGGCCUUUGCCAGGGUCCCAGAAUUUCUUAUUUGGAUAGCAGCUACUCUAUUUAAAAAGUGUUUUGCUGUGAAUAUUUGAAAUAGCGGUCACACCCUUAUGCAAAUGUAAGAACUAGGAGUUCUCCAAAGACAAGCAGGCUGGGCCCUUCCCACUCUGAAGUCUUGGGCAUUUUAGAAACAUUAUAACCACUUGAGGCAUCUCUUUUCUUUUGUCUGAUCUCUGUCCUUUAAGAUCUACCUCAGCCCUCACUGCCCAGAUGUGAGUUCUUUGAUCUUGCGUUUAGUAAUUCAAUAGAGUGUUUCCUCUUAGAGCUGUGAGUUGUUGAAGCUCUUGUCAUUUUUGUAUCUUUAUGGCUUUCCACUAAUUGUGUUAUGUAGGGCAAUCGCUCUCAACUCCCUCUUGCUGCUACAGAGGGCAGCAAUAAUACAUUAGCUAGAAACAUACACCAUAACCACUAAGUUAGGAAGCCUCUGGUGAUUCCCACUGCCUGCUGUGUAACACGCUUAAGUGGUUCUAACUUGUAAACCAAAGUUUGAGAACCUCUACUAUAGUGAAGAGCAGGAGGCGGGGAUCCAAAGACCUGGUGGUAGCUCCCCCAUUACUCUCUGAGUGAUCUUGAGAAAAUAGUUUUUCUUCUCUUGGAGUAUUUUGUUGUAUUGGUUGCUAAUGAAUGUCUUACUUGUAGGGACGAGUGUGGAAUUCUGGGUAAAAUACAAUGAGUGUUGCUUUUGUUAAUUUAAAUAGGAGUUUUUGAGGAUGAGGGAUAAAACAUGGUCCCCUUCUGUUGCUCAAACUAGUUUUGAGUCUUGAGCUCAAGCGAUAUUUCUGUUCUCCAUCUUUGUAGGAGGUUUUGUGGAACUGCACAUGGGUGCCAUUGAGCCCACGUUAAACAGGAUUCUUUUUUGGUAGGAGUUUUUGGAUGUCUAGAUGUGUCAUUGAUGGUCUUUGAAAGGUCUCUGAAGUGGGAUGUUCCAACCUUUCCACAGCUCCUUUGCUGUAUACCUGCUGACCUCCCUAGGAAUAGUGCUUUGUGGGACAUAUUUUGGGAAAUGCUGGCUUAGCAAAGGACAACUUAAGAAUGCUUGAGCCUUGAGGUCUUAUGACCUUAUAAAUCAGCGAGAAAGAGACUUCUAGUACAGGUUAAGUCAGACACAGCGUCAGCAUUUAUAAUUUAGGUGAGCUAAAUUUCUAGAGGAGUUGAACAUUGAGAUGGGAUAUGAAUGAGAAAUAGAAAUAAAAAUGGAGGACAUGGUGGUUCCUAGGUGUGGUAAGGGAGAGGUUUAUCAUAGAGCUGAGGGAGAGCAUAGCCAGAGGCAGGGACCUCUGGGAGAGUCCUGAGUGGACAUGGCUCUGAGCUGAACCUUGUGAGGAGAGAGGGAAGAGGAGAGGGGAAGAACCAGGAGACUAAGGGGCCAAGAGGUUAAAGGACAGACAAAAGGACUGGGUAACCAAGAUGGCUGGAUUAUAUGGGGAAGGGUAUGCCAACCAUACACUGUCCAAGUAGGGACUGAGGGAUGCUGGGAGGUCCUGGUAGCCAGGUUCACUUUGAUAUGUUAAACAGACAGUUUAGGUAGCCAUUUGUCCUGGGUUUGAGGCCUAAAAGAAUGGAAGUGAAUAAAUAGUGAGAUGUGAAGUGUGUGUGUGUGUGUGUGUGUGUGUGUGUGUGUGUGUGUGUUAGUGUGUGUGUUAGUUUUACUCAGUGAGUGUUUUGUCUGCAUACAUGUAUGUGUGUACAACAUAUACAUGCUUGGUGCCUAUAGAGAUCAGAAGAGGGCAUCAGAUCCCUUUGCAAGUAGAGUUGCAAGGUGGUGUGGUGAGCCUUCUCAGGGAUACUGAGACUCAAACUCCUGAUCCUCUGCAAGAGUAGCUAACCAUUGAGCCAUGUCUUCUGCUCCGAGGUUUUAUUGUUUCAAAAGAAGUAUUUUUUUUUUCUAAAGGAGGAAAAGGGUACAUUCGGAGGAGGCGAGGAGAUGAGGAAAGGAAAAUGUCACUUACUGAGCUUAUGUGAGGCCUGGCAGGAAACAUAUGGUACAUUCAAGUCAGGUAAUUUGAGGAGAUUUUAAUAAAGGAACUAUUUUUAAAGGGCGUAGGCAGGAGUGGGGAAAGCAACUUGCGGUAACGGUGACGCAGGACUCGAUUUCUCUCUGUACCUAAGGCUUUCUCUGUGCCAUAUUCAAUCAUUGUAAUACCCAGGGUAGGUGUGAUGACGUCACACUCGGCAGAUGAGGAAAGGAACCCAGAGUAGACUCACCAGGUUUGCACUCUGCCCCACUGGGCUCUCUUCACCUCAGGUGUCUCCCACCUUUUGACAUUGCAAUCUGGCCUUGUUAGGCCACGGGGAUGCAUGUGGCCACUGAGCACCUUUCUUCCUCAGUCUCCCUCGGUGUGAUGAGGUUCCGUAGAAGCCAUAUUCUGAGCUGGAUGUCUUAAGGACGUGAGCGAGACAGCUUAGCUUGCAGGGCCUGGGAGGAGGAAGAGGUGAAAUGUUUCAGACACGUAGGCCAUCCAGGGAGGGCUUAGCAGUGGGAGCAGAAUGAAAGGGCACACUGUUCAUCUGGUGCCUUAGCCGACUGGAGAAGGGUGUGUGCAGACAGUUGGCAAAGGCCAUUAUGGGAUGGAGUUUUGAACUGGGCCAUGUUUACCCAGUGAAGUCUGAGCAGGCCUUUGCUAGAAAUUGAUAAAGAUUAUUUUUUAAUAAGGAUUUUUUUAACAUUUAAUUUAUUUACUGUGUGUGUGCGAGCGUGUUUGCGUGUGGAGGAUGGAGGUCAGCUUAAAGUCAGUUUUCUCCUUCUGCCUCAUGGGCUCUGCAGAUCAAACUGCAGUCAGGCCUGGCGGCAAGCAAGCUAUCUUGCGGCCACAGAGGUUAGAUUUAAAGAAUUGGUUUUUUACUUCCUCUGCGAGGUUCCAGAGUAUAUGAGUACUUCAUUUCUUAACUUAAGCAAGUUUCCAUAGUACUUCUGUGGGGGCCCCUGCAUCAGUUUGCAUUUGGGUUGGUCAUUGGUACUCAGUAACAGUACUUCUCACACUGAAAUACUUUCCAUACCAAAAAUUAAAAAAAAUAACAAAGAUAAAACACCUCUUGGAGAUCAUGCACAGGACCUGCCUUUGAAAACAUCUGGUAAGAAUAACAAGUUGUUUGGAAGACAGAGAUCGUCAGAUGGACCCCCACCUCGCCGUGCACGGGGAGUCUCUGGAGUAAACCUUUCUUUCCUGUUGCUUCCACACAGCAGGCCCUUCAUGGAAAUAUUUCACAUGUUUUCUCAGGCAGCAGGAAACCUUGAGGGGCAGACAGGGCUGAGGCCCCAGAUAGGAGCAGAGCCAAUCUUUGCCCUCUCUACCCCAGGGUGCGUGGGGAACCAGCCUGGCUUUGCUGCUUUGAAGCUGGGCCAGUUCCUUGCCCCACAGCACUAAAGACUCCAGCUAUCCCCAGGCUCUGUCAAGGCCUGACCUUGCUGCACCUUCAGCUCUUUCGAAAGACAGGCGUAUUUCUUAAAUGGUCUUAAAUGUCGAACAGCCCCUAUCCUAUCCCCCACCAACUCGCUCAAGACAUCUCAUAAAUCAGGAAUUCUUAGAAAUCAAAAAUUCUGGUCAGUCAGUGGAAUUCUUUCAUCUUAAAUCCUUAAAAAAAGACAAAACAGAACAAAACCAGUCAUUGUUCCAGAGAGUUUUUAAAAGUUUAAAAAUAAGUAACGUAGAGGCUUUGGAGAUGCUCGGCUAUUAAGAGUGCUAGUGAGCUUCUUUUGCAGGAGAUUCAGGUUCUAUGACCAGCACCCACAUGACAAUUCACAACCACGUAUAACUCCAGUUCCAGGGAAUCUGUCACUCUCGUGUGGCCUCUGUGAACACCUGCCAUGCAAGUAAUGCACACAGAACAACCAUAGACAUGAAAUACAAUAAUAAAAUAUAAAAAAAAUAUAAUCUCAUGAACUAAAAGCCAGGAACGAAAAGAUCAGGUUAGUAAUGUUUCCAGAGAGACAGAUCCAAUUAGCUGUAGAAGGGAUAACGUUCUCCUUUCUCAAAUAAACAAGAACUUACCUUUACUAUUUCUAAGGCAUCUGAACCACUAAACAUGUUAGUUGUUCAAGCACAAAAGCUUCAACCCUCUGAUGGGGGUUAAGAAACUACCUUGGUUUACCUUCUUAUCAAAUUAUAUCAUCUCCCUCUUCCUUUUUUCCCUUCGAGCCCUUCCAUCUACCCCUCCUUGCUCUCUUUCAAAUUCAUGGUCUCUUUUUUCAUAAAUUGUUACAUACGUGUGUGUGUGUGUGUGUGUAUGUAUGUAUGUGUAAUACAUAUAUGUGUAUAGUACAUAUGCAUGUGAUUAUAUGUAUGUAUCUAUUCCUGAAUACAUAAAUCUAGCCUGCUCAGUCUGAUGUUACUGGUCUGCAUGUUUUCAGGACUGACCAUGUUUUUUGGGGUAACUGACUGUGCUCUUUCCAGGAGAAGACUAUUUCUCCUGUUCUCAGCGUUCCUUUUGAAUACAAUGAUUGUAUUUUUAAAUAAAAUGGUUGUAAUCAUGAACCUGAAUUUUUAAAAAAUCUGGUCAAUAUUUUAGUAAAAUCUUAUCACUCCUCGUUAAGAAUUCCAAAGGCUCUGUGUUUGAAAGGGGGGCAGUCACAGAAGGUGUGGCUGCUCCCUCUCUGCAAAGAGGCUCAGCUGAGGCUAGAAGUGCACAGCCCCCCCCCCCUUCCACAAAGCACAGCCCUUCUCUUUUUCACUCUGGAACUCAUUGAGAAAAAUCACUGUAAAGUGGAUGAUUUUCCACAGACCCUGUUUGCUGCAUCCUGUGAAAAUUGGGAUGGUGAUGGUGCUUGCCUUUCAUCCCGGCACUGAGGAGACUGAGGAGAGUGGAUCUCUUGAGUUUGAGGCCUCCUGAUCUACAGAGCAAGUUCCAGGAUGUCCAGGAUCCCAGGGAGACCCUGUUUCAAAACUAAAAGCUUUUUAAAAAAAGAAACAAAGAGAAGGACCACUGAGAACGUUAGUUCCUUCGUAAUGAGCUGUGUCAGUGUGAAGAGUGUGACAUUCUGUGAUAUGCUUACUUUGGUUUUUUGUUUGUUUUUGAUUUUUAUUUAUUGUAUGUAGAUGAGUAGCUGACUUCAGACACACCAGAAGAGAGCAUCAGAUCCCAUUACAGAUGGUUGUGAGCCACCGUGUAACUGCUGGGAAUUGAACUCAGGUCCUCUGGAAGAGCAGUCAGUGCUCUUAACCACUGAGCUAUCUCCCCAGCCCAGAGUGUGACAUUCUAACUUGUGACUUUCUGACUUUUGAGACUAUUGAACUGUCUAACGUGGGGUGGGAAGGAGCUCUGAGUUCAGUGCUUUCUGAUCCCGCCCCCGCCCCCGGAUUACACCCACAAAGAGGUGGGUUUUUUUUAAUUUGUUUAUUUUAAAAAGAGUAAUCUGUGGCACGUGCUUUCUUGCGUCUGUUUAAGGUGAAUUCAUUGGUCGUUAGAUCUGCCUUGUCACACAGGUGCUCCUGUUGUCACAGGGAGGCUCUUGGGCGUUGACUACACAGUGGGGGAAUCUAGUAUGUUACACGUGUGGCUGUAAACAAUGCAUUUUGUUGUGGGUCUGCCUGUUGUGGUGUGUCAGCUAGGAUUUGUGUCUAUUUUUGUUUGUAACGCCUACUGACUUGAUUCAUUCAGAUACAAAAUUUUGAAAAAUUAGAAGGUAGGGAAAAUUAAUUACUGACAAAAGAGAUGGAAACUUUGAGCCCAAGGUGGUUCUGGGAUAUAUGAGGCAACUUGGGAGCAAUCCUUAAUAUCCACAGUGGUACUCUAAAAGUCUCUUAUGCCGCAGAAGGAAACUAGGAAAUCAGUCAUUCUUCAAAAGUUGUGUUCCCAAUUAACAAGGGUCUCUCCUUAUGCAGAGUGUCCUGUUAGUUCUUUGUGGACAGCAUGUGUUUGUAUGUAGGAGAUAUUUACAGAGAGAAAAUUUCUUAGUAUCAUUUGCCUUUUCAUGUAAAGUCAAACCAACAACUUAUUUUACUGCCCCUAUUCUACACCCAAGGCCCUGUGUUAAAAUUCAGAAAGAGUAUUAGCAGCAAAUGAAGAAUUUUUGUUCUUUUGAAGCGUGCCGUUCUCUCUACCAUCUGCUCUGUAAACACAAAGGUGAAAGCUUUCUUUGAAGAGCUCAUUUGCUGUGUCUGACUCGAAGGUUUGUCUUUGAUGGGCAGAACUUGAGACAGGCAUAGGGAAGCUUGAUUUCAUCCUGCCCAGGCCCAACACUUACUCUGGCCUUGUGGGCGGUCUUCCUCUGCCUAACUCAGAAUGCUCUUUCAUUAAUACAGUGAAAAUGUCAAGUGAGGCCAUUUCUAACGUGUUUCUGAACAAGAACCUGGCUCUGAUUUUUUUAUUGGAUAAUUUCGCCGUGUGAUUACUGAGGUAGUUCCACUUAAGUGUCUCUUACUCCUGAGAGUUUCCAGUAUAUCUUGUAGAGCUGGAAAAUCCAAAAUCAGAAAUACUGACUGUUCUAGAGUUCUACAGUGAGCAAAGAAAAUGCGAGGAUGUGCCGAGUUCCAGGCCCUGCCUUCAGAAAGGGACGCCUCCUUUGAGGGAAGAGUAAAGGCUAUCGAAGCUCUCACAUACUUGGGUACAGAACGACACAGACAGGAAGUGUCCAAGUCACACAGCUGCAUUUCCUAAGCUCUUGCAGCACCUCUGUUUAAGUGCUUUCCUAGUGCUGUCCCCACCUCGCUUGGAGCUGUCACAGCAGCGGAGCGCUGAGGUGCAAUCAUUUUCCAGAGGGAGAAACGAUAAUUUGUUCCAUGCCGCUUUGGCAGAAGGGAGUAGGGCGGAUUGGAGACUGUAUUCUUUUAAAUGGUUUUAAAUGUAAUGUUUGCUCCUCACAUCAUGAGUGUGCAUGUGACUGCUAUGUGUGUGAGUGCAUGAGACAACUUUCGAGUGUCAGCGAUACACUUUUAUAGUGGGAUCUGGGCGAGGGGCUGGGGCAAGGGUGGGGGAUUGAACUCGGGUCAGGAGUGUGUGGUGAGAUAGAAAUGAUCUGCCUUCCUCAAAGCUCUGCAGUGCACUUGUCCAGCUCUGGCUAAUAACGCUCCAAAAGGAGCCAGCCUUGAAGAGGUAUUACUGCUUUAUAUGGACCCCAGGCUUGUGCAUUUUAUAUACACUAGUUACCACCGCCUUCCCCAGCCCCAUUCCAACACCGAUGCCAGAGCUAGGAAGACCCCAGUGUUUAUGGGAACCGGGAACAUCUUUGCUCCUAGAGUUGACAAGAGCCAAGUAAAAGAGUAAGCAGGUAGACUUAGGGUACCUGUCAUUGGAAGGUGACUCCUGUGGUAGAACUGAACGGGUUUUUAAAAUGUCCAGUUCUUUACAAAGCUUCAAUCUUUCACUUUCUCUCUCCCUCCCCCUUCUUUCUCCUUCUCUCUUCUUCCUUCCUUCUUUCUUUCCCCCUCCAAAACGGGGUUUCUCUGUAGACCAGGCUGGUCUUGAACUCAGAGAUCCACCUGCCCUUGCUUCCCAAGUGCUACCACACCUUAUUCCCAUGUUAUCACUUUAUCUUAUUUGUUUGUUUGUUUUUAAAAUUUUUACUUUCAGUUGGAGUCCUCAUUUGGGGAUCUCCACCUUUCCAGUUUUAGAAUCUGUGCUGUGGGGUCUCCUGGCGGCCUGUGUAAAGAAGCCUUCACUAGUCUUCCUUCCUUUUCCUGGUUGACAGGGCUCACUCAGGGCUGCCCAUGGGCUGUUUUAGAAGCUUCUGUUUGCUGUUGUUCUCCGAGGGCAUCACAUAGCUUUAAAAAUGAGUAUCAGCCACUUCCAUUAAGCAACCUCUGAGCCUCUGAUAGUAGGCCUGUCAAGGACAGUGUGUGUGAGCACAGGCUGUGAUGUCACUCAGAGAGUCCCAGGAACUGUAUAAAUGUGUUGAAUAGUUUGUUUAGAACAUUCUCCGAGUCACCAUUCAACAAAUGCCACAGAGAGGACUUUGAAAACAAAUAGAAGGACCCGAAAGGUAGUGUGAGGCUCGGCCUUGGAAUUCAAGGAAGGACUUGGGUUUUCAGGUUAAGGUCAGACAGACAGGAGUCCACAGUUCUAUUUCUUGUGGGUAGUGUGUCCCCAAGAUAUCAGUUUCUCCUUUUUUUUUAAUUGAUGGUGACAGUUCCCACACCAAAGAGUUAUCAGGAUUAAUAAGAUGGCCUUCGCCUAGCUCUCGACGGUAACAGGACUUUCCUCACUAGCAAUAUAAGUCAAAUACAGCCGGUUUGGGUAGUUGAGAAGAAGUGAGAAGCGCAAUUUGAAACUGGACCACUCCUGCACAAAAGAGAAAAGCAUUUUGUGCUGCAGAGUUGUGAGGAGUUUGCAGACGUCUCUGUCAGAGGCGUAUUCAUCAGGGAGUGAAAUGCCAUUUCUGGGAAGUUGCUCUUAGUUUUUCUGGGAGCAACCUGGUCUACAUUGGUGAGUUCUGGGUCAACCAGAGCUACAAAGUGAGGCCUUGUCUGGAAAACAAAAAAACCCCACAAGUUUCUGAAGUUGGGGAAACCUGAAAAAGAAAGAAAGGAAGAAAGAAGGAAAACAUGUAUCAUUAGAACCUUAUUUCAAAAGCUUCAUAGCAAGAGAGAAAUAUGUAAGAGGAAAUACCUACAUACAUUAUUCUCAUGGUCAGAUAAUGUAACAAAUUAAUAGUAAAAAUCAUAUGAGGUGUGUCAGGGAAGUGACCCUGUGGGUCUUUUUGUUUAAUUUACUUAGUGUGUGCUUAUAUUCAUUCUUUCUGUAGUUUGAACAGUACUUAAAAAAAUGGAGCCUAGGAGUUGGGGAUUUAGCUCAGUGGUAGAGCGCUUGCCUAGCAAACGCAAGUCCCUGGGUUCGAUCCCCAGCUCCGGAAAGAAAAAAAAAAAAAAAAAAAGGGAGCCUACUUGAAAUGAAAAAAGGGUUUCUUUAUAUAAAAAGGUAAACUAUUUGAACAAUCUCUUUAAAUUGUGUUGUCUUUGCCAAAAGAAAUCCAAUUGUAAUUAAGCCCUGGCACUGCGGUUUAGUAAAAACAACUGGAGAAGUUGGGGGCUUUAAGAGCUUGAUGCAAGGAAGAAGGGAGACAGGCACAAGGUCCCCACCCUAACUGAGAAGUUGUUGGUACUCGUUGGCUGAUGGAGAAGGAGGAGCAGGUCUUCUUUAAGAGGCCUCCCAUGCUCCACUGGAUGGCCAUACGUUCAGGAGUAUCUGGGCAGCGCAAGUUGGAAUCAGUGUUUUUAAUAAACAAGGUCACAAAGUUGGGUACACAGGAGAGUGGGGUGGCUCUCUGAGGAGACUGGCAGAUGUGAUCUGAAUGUAUUGUAUGGAGGUCUCAAGAAACCAACUGAGAAAAGGGCUUUGAUGCGGUGUGAAAUUAGCCCUCACAGUAUGAUAGGAUUAUGUGGUAGGAUAUAAACGGGGAGUUAGAAAUACUUCCAUGAAAAAAGCAAAACAUUUGCUUGUUUCCGUUGUGUCAACGUUUUAUAGGUUUGGGCCACUGUGAAAUAGGAUGUGAAAUAGCUUUACAUUUAGGGCCCAUUUGGAUUCUUUGCUCUCCCAAACAUGCAGCUGAGAUAUGUUGAGAUAAGAAAUGUAUGUGCUUUUAUCAGAUUUCUCGUUUGUAACCCAGCUCCAGGUGGCUUGCAGACUGCAGACCCGGGCAGCAGUCAUGAUGAGUAGGCCCAGUGAGCGGAGCAGCACUCUCAUACUGCUUCAUUCGCUGUGAACAUUUUAGAGGAGAAGAAGGAAAAAUCUGUUUCCUUGCUUAAACGAAAGCUCGAAGCAAUCAGUACAAAAUAUAAAUACUAUGCAAAUAGAUGGAAGAAAUUCUUCAACAUCUCCGGAUUCAUGUGAUGGUUUGGGUUUGGGUGUUGGUCUUGAAUGGCUGUGUGGUUUAUACUUGUGGCGGUCAGUGUUUCUCAGACGACAGCCUUAAAACUGCACUGCCAGGAACAGAGGUUGCUGGGCUCCACGGGGCUCCUCAGUCAGCUCUCUGGGAGCAGACCCUGCAAGUGUUUCAGAGCAGAGCUCCCACAGCCUACAGUGUGAGCUGUUUCCAAACAACAGACAUCAGCAAAACAUGCAGAUUAACUCGCCUUCUAAUUGGAAAUGUUUUUUUAGAUCUAUAGAGUUCAGAUUUAUGCCAAAAAAUUGAGAGCAAAGGAUUUUUAUUUUGAACCCAGAAUUUUAUUACUACAUGAAGGAGAUUUGAAGAUUCAAGGCAUUGCAUACCGUGUCCUCAAUUUGAGCAGUAAGAUUGUUUUUUUUUUUUUAAAGUACAAGUUAAAAAUUUAGUGGGAGGGCACAGUUAGAAUAGAUUUGAAAACGUCACUGUUGUUUUUCUGAACUCUGUGACUCAUUAAGUAGCAAUUUAAAAUACAUUUUUACUGUCUGUAAGAAAAAGCUUGUAUUUGAGAAAUCAUUUAUCAUUAAGAUGUCUCUGAAUUUAUAAAACAGCACACUCGGAGGGGAUUAAUUACUAACUUUGGAGGGGAUGGUUGAAAAGAGAGACCCAGUGUUUUAGCAAGGUUCGUCAAGCAUCCCUUUGUUACAACUUUUGGGAUGAAAUCAAAGUCAAAGAGAAAAUCGGAGUCUGAUUUUUUUUUAAAAAAAAAAAAAACUUUUUAUUGAUUCUUAGUGAGUUUCACAUCAUGUUUUAUGUAAAGAUAUUGGGAUUUUUUUUGUUGUUGCUGUUGUUGGUUAUUUAUUUAUGUAUGCAUUUAUUUACACACACACACACACACACACACACACACACACACACACACACACACAGAGCCACCCUACCUGGCUAAGAUGUUAUAGUUAUAAUUAUCUUUAAGAAACAACAAAAAGACUGGGCAGUGGUGGCUCAUGCCUUUAAUUCCAGCACUCAGAGGUAGAUCUCUGAGGCCAGCUUUGAACAGAGUAAGUUUCAGGAUAGACAUGACUACACAGAAAACCCUGUUUCAAAAAACAAAACAAAACAAAACAAAAAACCCCAAAAAACCUCAAAAACCAAACAAAAGAAACAAAACAAUUCAUGAUGUAGAUAUGAGAGAAUCUGUCACUUUAACUUUGACUCAAAAACAAACAAGAUUUCACUUGACGCGUCUGUGCGUAAAUGAAACCCCACUCCCACCCCCAAAACCAGGAUCUCACUGUGUAGCUUAGGCUGGCUUUGAACAUGCUGUCUUUCUGUCUCCUGUCCAGAAUGCUGGCAUUAUAGACAUGAGCCAUCAUGCCCAACUUGAGUGGGAGGCGUUGUUGGUUGGUUGAGGAUGGUGGUGCAUUUGAGAGAAGCCCUUCACUGUCAGACUCCACUCCAAACCUGUAACAUAGUGUCGGGUGUGUAGAAAUGAGUGAAGUGAGGUUUAAAUGAGAUUUACAGCCUACAUCUGUGAAUAGUUUGCUAUGUAUCUAAAUCUCUAAAUAAGUGGGGGCGAAAUAUACGGUCUACUUGAAAUAAAGGAAAUACAUAUGGAUAAAAAAAAUCUAAUUUGGGUAAUUUGAUAAUUGGUCUCCGCCCCCCACCAGUAUUUUCUAGGCCAGGGCCAACAUGGAUGCACUUCUCUUUUUUGUUUCAUUUGUCUUUACCCCCUCCCCCCAAUCAUUUCUUCCUUCAUUGAAUCCCCUCUAAUGGCUGUGGGUGGAGGGGAGCAGUGGGAACGCCAACAUGCCCUCUCUUGCCAGAUGACAUUUCUGCCUCUCCGCUUCUUAGCUGGAAGGGCUCACCCUGGGGUGACAUCCUUAUCUUCCUGACAGUUGCCUUACAGCCCUGAGAUCUGAGUUCCCAUGACCCAGGCACUCUAUUUAUUUUCUUAGCUAGGAAUUUCCAGAGCCCCAGCUGGGGUGCCCUUUGCCUUCCCAGCAGCUGGCUUCAUUUGGAAUUUAAUGAGUUUGCUGAGUGGAGUGGCCAGAAAGGGUUUCCCUCACUGGAAGGACUCUUGACAGUUUUUCCUGUAAAGUAAGUAAUUACCAGGGGCCGGGGAGCUCCAGGAAAGAGCCUUCCCAGCCCUCUCCCCUGAAGUCAGGGGCUAGGGUGCAGUCUUCUUGCCCUAUUCUCCUUUAGUUUGGGGUAAGAAGGAAUAUGUUUUAAAUCCUUGGUAUUUUUUAGUUCCAUGUCCACCGGGGACAGUUAACCAAGCCUGUUGGUGGACUUUGCGCUGCCCUUCUCAGCUCCCACUCCCCACCAAGUCUGGUUCUCCGCAUUUAAGUUUGCUGGUUCAGUAGUACAGCUGUGAUUUUUAGCAGGUGGGAGGAGCGUCAAGCGCUUUGUUACCUCAUUCCUGCUUUUAUUGAGGGCUUUAGGCACGUUUUAGAUCCAUCCUUCCUCUUUAUAAUCUUUACGAAUUUAUGGAAGAACAUGGUUUUGCACUGUUUUGAGAAACAGAAGGAAGUCCACAAUUACAGGCUGCUGAAGCUGACUUCCUUGGACCACAUGAAACUUCCCCAGAGCAGACCAUGGUGGCUAGAUGUCUCUCCCAGCCCCCAUCAAAAUCACUGAUUAACCUUUGUCACAGAUGCCCAAGGACUCUGCUGUCUCGUAACCUACAAACUGUACAAGUGUUGGUCCCGGAGAGAGUCACGACAAGGUCUGAGUUAAAUAUUCUCUGCCUGUGGCAAGAAACCCUUCAUUCCUGGCAGUGUUUCUCCUUCUUCACACUGGACCCAGAGGGCUGUUGUUAAUCAGUGACUAUAAAGGCGAAUUUCAUUAACCAGCGUUUCUACUCGUCUCCAACUCUCUUCUGCUUUCGGGAACUAGAGGGAGACACAAAAAAAAGAAACCAGUCAUGUCCACACGCACUCAUGUAUGAAGCGCUUCCUGUGUGCCCUGCAGUAUAUUGCACGGACAGAGGCCCCCAAGUCCUUGUGACAGGAGUCCUGGUGCCAUUUUACCCAUUCGGCAUGUCGGGACACAGAGGUUCACUGUGGUAGCAGAGCCAGUGGGAAGCACUUAGAGCUCUUCUGUGCUGGUUAGAGUCCAUGUCAAGAAGGCGACCGUUCUCUCAAUGAAGAGCUCUUACUCCCACUUCUGUCUUCUGCAACUAACCCCAGAAGAACCCUCCGGAGCAGCGGCUGGAGAAGACUUGCCUGCCACCAGCAUGAGUUCUGAAUGUGAUGUUGGAAGUUCUAAAGCUGUGGUGAAUGGCUUGGCACCUGGCAGCCAUGGACCAGACAAAGCCGACCCUUUGCGUGCUCGCACUAUAUCUGCUGUUAAAAUAAUUCCCGUGAAGACAGUGAAAAGCCCUUCAGGCCUAGUACUCCCUCCAGACAUGGACCCUACAAAAAUCUGCACAGGGAAAGGGACAGUGACCCUUCGGGCCUCGUCUUCCUACAGGGAGACCCCAAGCAGCAGCCCUGUGAGCCCCCAGGAAUCUCCGAAGCAUGAAAACAAGUCAGGCCUGGAGCCAGAGGACCAUUCAGCAGAUGAAUGGAAACUUUCUUCCAGUGCCGAUGCCAAUGGCAACGCCCAGCCCUCCCCACUCGCUGCCAAGGGCUAUAGAAGUGUGCAUCCCAGCCUUUUGGCUGACAAGCCCCAGUUUCUGUCUCCCCCACGCCUUCCUUUCCCUCAAGAGGACGGCUUUGCAUGGCAAUCCCCCACCAUCCACCGCAACUACAAGGAUUCCCUUUACAUGAGCUCACCGAAGCCCUACAUCCCACCCAGCACCCCCAGCCAACAGAACCCCUCACUGCCUCCGCCCAUCUCUGUUCCUCCAGGAGCUAGGUUGGCUCCCCCAAAUGCAUCAUGUUCUGGUUCAUUGCUUUUGGGGUCCAUGGGCCUUGAUGUGCCCUCCCAACCCCAGCAACAUUAUAUGGGAUCCAGAUUAGUGUAUAGUAAGAAUGUGAGCUCUAACCCACGUCAUGAGGCCAUAGGGAAUAAACAGGUCAGCAGCUUAUAUGUCCCGUGUUUAUCCAAUAACAUUUGCUGGGCAACGUCAGAAAACUACUCUCCUGUUGCACGUGACUCAGCCCAAGACACUCCCUCGGAGGCUGCAGGCACCCAGGCACCAGCUCCUAGCCAUGUCCCUGGCACAGUCACAGCCAGCACUGGAAAACCACCCCCUGCUCCUCCUCCUGACCCUCCCAAGCUAUCCUUUAACAACCACAAAGAUGCCGGUAACCGCGGUGAGAAUCCCACACUGGGGACAUGGGCCUCAUUCCCAGAUGCAGUGAGGCCUCCCAGACUAGGCCCCCAGGUUACCUCUGAUUCCGAAAACCAGAAGAACAAAGAAACUUACCUUUUGCAGCCGUGUUAUCCAGCCAAGGAUGCCACCUCCUCCAGCCCAGCCCCGUCUGAGGUAAUAGUUGUCCCUCUCUACCUGGUUAACACUGACAGAGGGCAAGGGCAAGAAGGCACUGCCAGAACUCCAGCAUCUCUGGGGCCACUUGGCUGCAUCCACACUGUCCCGGCGACCACCCCUGCUGCCUCACCUCUGACCUUCCCGACACUAGAUGAUUUCAUUCCCCCUCAUCUGCAGAGGCGGCCCCACCACAGCCAGCCAGCCAGUGCUUGUGGCUCCCUCUCCCCUGCUAGCCAGACGCCACCACCCUCACCACCGCCUCCGCUGGUCCCUCCUAUACCGGAGGACCUCCACAGAGGCUUGGAGCCUGACCUCCCGGGAGCUGUCUCAAGUACCGGCAGUCCUUUACUAAAUGAAGUUUCUUCUUCCCACAUUGACACUGAUUCCCAAGUCUUCCCUCCAACAAGCAAACCUUCGUCUGCCUACCCUUCCACCACAAUUGUCAACCCUACCAUUGUGCUCUUGCAGCACAACCGAGAACAGCAAAAACGACUCAGUAGUCUUUCAGAUCCCGCCUCAGAGAGAAGAGUGGGUGAGCAGGACCCAGUGCCAACCCCGGCAGAACUCACCUCGCCCAUCAGGGCUGCGGAAAGGAGAGCCAAGGAUGACAGCAGACGGGUGGUGAGGAGUGCACAGGACCUAAGCAGUGUGUCUAUGGAUGAAGUGGGCAUCCCACUCCGGAAUACCGAGAGAUCGAAAGACUGGUACAAAACUAUGUUUAAACAGAUCCACAAGCUGAACAGAGACACUCCUGAGGAAAACCCUUAUUUCCCUACGUACAAAUUCCCCGAGCUUCCUGAAAUCCAGCAGAACUCUGAAGAGGACAACCCUUACACUCCUACCUACCAGUUUCCUGCUUCCACUCCUAGUCCUAAGUCAGAAGAUGAUGAUUCUGACCUGCACUCUCCUCGAUACUCCUUUUCUGAAGACACAAAGUCUCCCCUUUCUGUGCCUCGCUCAAAAAGUGAGAUGAACUACAUUGACGGGGAGAAAGUGGUCAAGAGGUCUGCCACACUCCCCCUCCCAGCCCGCUCCUCCUCACUCAAGUCCAGCCCAGAGAGAAACGACUGGGAGCCCCCAGAUAAGAAAGUGGAUACGAGAAAAUACCGAGCAGAGCCCAAAAGCAUUUAUGAGUAUCAGCCCGGCAAGUCUUCCGUCCUGACCAAUGAGAAGAUGAGUCGGGAUAUAAGCCCAGAAGAGAUAGAUUUAAAGAAUGAACCUUGGUAUAAAUUCUUUUCGGAAUUGGAGUUUGGGAGACCGCCUCCUAAAAAGAUAUGGGACUAUACUCCUGGAGACUGCUCUAUCCUUCCUAGAGGGGAUAGAAAGACUAACCUAGAAAAAGAUCUCAACUUGUGCCAAGCAGAGUUAGAGGCAGAUUUAGAGAAAGUGGAGACGGUUAAUAAAUCACCCACUGCACACGUGCCACAGAGCUCAGCAGUCAGCCCGACUCCAGACAUUACGUCAGAGCCUCCUGGAUAUAUAUACUCCUCCGACUUCCAUGCAGUGAAGAGAGAAUCAGACGGGACCCCCGGGGGUCUCGCUAGCUUGGAGAACGAGAGGCAGAUUUAUAAAAGUGUCUUGGAAGGUGGUGACAUCCCUCUUCAAGGCCUGAGUGGGCUCAAGCGACCUUCCAGCUCAGCGUCUACUAAAGUGGAUCGUAAAGGCGGGAAUGCUCACAUGAUUUCUUCAUCAUCAGUUCAUAGCCGAACGUUUCACACUAGCAAUGCUUUAGGCCCUGGGUGUAAGCACAAGAAACCCCUGUCGGCUGCGAAAGCCUGCAUUUCGGAGAUCCUUCCUUCCAAAUUCAAACCCAGGCUCUCUGCUCCCAGCGCUCUUUUGCAGGAACAGAAGAGCGUCCUGUUAACCUCAGAGAAGGCUCAGAGCUGUGAGAACCUUUGUGUUUCUUUGAAUGAUUCCAAAAGAGGCCUCCCACUCCGUGUUGGGGGAAGCAUCGAGAACCUACUCAUGCGCUCCCGGCGGGAUUACGACAGCAAGUCCAGCAGCACCAUGAGCCUACAGGAGUACAGCACCAGCUCCAGGAGGCCUUGCCCUCUCUCCAGAAAGGCUGGACUGCAUUUCUCCAUGUUCUACCGGGACAUGCACCAGAUCAACCGAGCUGGCCUCUCCUUAGGCUCCAUCUCCUCCUCGAGUGUGCGAGAUCUUGCCUCCCACUUUGAAAGGAGCAGUCUGUCGCUAGCCAGGGGUGAGCUGGGCGCUAGCCAAGAGGGCUCAGAACAUAUCCCCAAGCACACAGUGUCCUCCCGUAUCACGGCCUUUGAGCAGCUCAUUCAGCGGUCUCGGUCCAUGCCAUCCCUGGACUUCUCUGGCAGGCUGAGCAAGUCCCCGACACCUGUGCUCUCUAGAAGCGGCCUGACCUCAGCUCGUUCAGCAGAAUCCCUCCUCGAGUCUACCAAGCUCCGUCCCAGAGAGAUGGACGGGAUGGACUCCGGAGGGGUCUAUUCGUCUCCCACGUGUAGCAAUAUGGCGGACCACGCCUUGAGCUUCCGGAGCCUUGCGCCCUCUGAGCCCCUUUCCAUCUGCUCGGAUGAGCUAGACCACUGCUCAAAUAUUUCUAAUGACAGCAGGGAGGGCAGCGGGGGCAGUGUUCAUGGGGACUUCCCCAAACAUCGCCUCAACAAGUGCAAGGGCACCUGCCCGGCUUCAUACACCCGGUUCACCACUAUCCGGAAGCAUGAGCAGCAGUCCUCCAGGCAGCCAGACUGGCGCUCGGAUUCCAGGGGGGACAGGAACAGUCUCCUCAGAAACAUCUACCUGAUGAGCCCCCUCCCUUUUCGAUUGAAAAAGCCCCUUCAACAGCACCCCAGACAGCCUCCCCACGAUGACUCCUCAGGGUGCCCUGCUGGCCAGAAGGCAGACCUUCCCUGCCAGGGCCCUCAGGACCAGCCCCACUCUGCGGGGAAACCCAUGGUCCCCACUCGCCUGUCUUCCCGACACACCAUGGCCAGGCUUAGCCACAACUCAGAGCCCCCUCUGGACAGAUCCGCAGGCCUGGAGGAUUGCACAAGGGCUGUUAAUAACGGGAACCCCGUGCCCUACUCAGACCAUGCCUUGGACAGGAACAACAAUCCACAAAGUGAACUGGCAGCAGCCCAUGGAGAUUCAGAGUCACCAAGACAUUUUAUACCAGCUGAUUACUUGGAGUCCACAGAAGAAUUUAUCCGGAGACGGCACGACGAUAAAGAGAAACUUUUAGCGGACCAGAGACGACUUAAGCGCGAGCAAGAAGAGGCCGAUAUUGCAGCUCGCCGCCACACAGGUGUCAUCCCGACUCAUCAUCAGUUUAUCACUAAUGAGCGCUUUGGGGACCUCCUCAAUAUAGAUGACACUGCAAAAAGGAAAUCUGGGUUAGAGAUGAGACCUGCCCGAGCCAAAUUUGACUUUAAAGCUCAGACACUGAAGGAGCUGCCUCUGCAGAAGGGAGAUAUUGUUUACAUCUAUAAACAGAUCGAUCAGAACUGGUAUGAAGGUGAACACCAUGGCCGGGUGGGAAUCUUCCCACGCACCUAUAUCGAGCUUCUUCCUCCAGCUGAGAAGGCUCAGCCCAGAAAGUUGGCGCCCGUACAGGUUUUGGAAUAUGGAGAAGCCAUUGCGAAGUUUAACUUUAAUGGUGAUACACAAGUAGAAAUGUCUUUCCGAAAGGGGGAGAGGAUCACGCUGCUCCGGCAGGUGGAUGAGAACUGGUACGAAGGGAGGAUUCCUGGCACAUCCCGCCAAGGCAUUUUCCCUAUCACCUAUGUAGAUGUGCUUAAGAGGCCAUUGGUGAAAACCCCCGUGGAUUACAUCGAUCUGCCUUAUUCUUCUUCCCCAAGUCGCAGUGCCACUGUGAGCCCACAGUGCACUAGUCACAGCAAGCUCAUCAUGCCAGCCCCUUCAUCUCUACCCCACCCCCGCCGAGCCCUGUCCCCCGAGAUGCACGCCAUCACCUCUGAGUGGAUCUCUCUGACUGUUGGGGUCCCGGGCAGGCGUUCUCUGGCCAUGACACCACCCUUGCCUCCACUGCCUGAGGCUUCUGUGUAUGACAUGGACCGUUUGGCCUUGUCAGCGAGGGCCCGCCCCUCCUUGCCACUCAGUCUUCCCUAUUCCAGUUGGUCAGAUCACUCCACCCUGCGCUCAGUGGUCUCCCCGGUGGCCCUACCUCCACCCCACAAAGCCUGCUCACGGGCACCCAGUGCCCAGGCUCCUCUUCACAUCAAUGGAGACGGUGGUAUUCACAUUCGCCAAGAUGGCUUCUCCCAGCCACCACUUGGGAACUCCGAUAGGGUCAUCUCAGAGCUUAGUGACGCCUUUAGCAGCCAGAGCAAGAGACAGCCCUGGCGAGAAGAUGGACCAUAUGACAGGAAAGCAGAGAGCGAGGCAGGUGAGAGAUGCCCUGGUGGACCCAAGAUCUCUAAGAAGAGCUGCUUGAAACCUUCAGACGUGGUCAGGUGCCUGAGUUCUGAGCAGAGACUCUCGGAGUUCCACACUCCUGAGGACAGCCAGUCCUUCAAGCCUCUGAGUAGCCCUUUCCCAGCAUGGGAAGCUGGGCCACCAGAGCUUCACAGAGGUGUCGAGGCUGACAGGAAAGCUGCUCAGAGUGGUGUAAGCCAGCAACCUCAAGCCCAGCAGCGAAGACUCACCCCUGACAGGAGUCAGCCCUCACAGGAUUUAUGUAGCUACCAAGCGUUAUAUAGUUACGUGCCACAGAACGAUGAUGAGUUGGAACUCCGAGAUGGAGAUAUUGUCGAUGUCAUGGAAAAAUGUGACGAUGGCUGGUUUGUUGGCACUUCGAGAAGGACGAGGCAGUUUGGCACUUUUCCAGGCAACUAUGUAAAACCUUUAUAUCUAUAAGAAGACUGAAAAGCACAGAGAUUAUUUUUUAUCAGAAGAUGAAGCAUCAUUCAUGAACUGGUCUCUUUAUUUAAAUAUCGAGUCAGUAGGAAAACGAAUUUCAGUUGAUAAAGAAAGAAUUCAAAGAGAGGAACAGAGAAGUGUGUCUAAAAACCUCUGUGUAUCAGGGACUGACUAUCUGCUGAAGACAUCUGUAUUUACAUGGCUGCUUCUGGAGUUGCUCUAGCCCCUGCUGCUUACAGAAUCUGAUCUGGAGUAGUGUCCGUGAGCAACAUUAGCCAAAAAAUGUGUCCGGUCUUUACCCAUUCCCAUUUCAAAAGUGGUCCGUUGGGGCUGGAUAAGUCAGUCCCUGUCCAUGUUCCACAGGUCCCAAGCCUGAGCAUCAUUGGCAACUCCUGCCUCUAUUCCUGGCUACCCCAGAGCCUGCAGACCUCAAGGGACGCUAGAGGCCGGUCUGGGUUGUUGAAGUUUUCUUUCAGACCUUGAUGAGGUCCAGGUAAAGAAAUGGUGCAGACCAGGUGCCCUAGCCCCCAGCUUCUGGGUGAUAUCACCCUUUACUGCCCUGAUGUUCAGACAGAAAACUGGCUGUCCUAAGCUUGGGAGCAGGUGGCCAGGCAGAUGGGUUACGUUUGUGUUUCCACGUGAUGAAGCCACCUUGGGGCUCUGCAAGUCACUUGGAGUGUGUCCUUCCCUGGUCACUACCACUGGCUAGCCAGGGUUGGCUGUGCCUUUCUUCUUUGGUUUAGUAUGGGCUUGAUACACUUGAGCCCAUAGGCUACAGCCUGGUCUCCAGUAGCUCUCUUAGCAUGCGUAGAUGCAAGCUGGCUGCAGGGCCACCAUGAGUAAGACACUCCCAGACCCAGGAGGGGCUCUGUGCCUCCUGUGUUGCCUGUGGAGUUUGAAUGCCACCCAGAACAUUGUCUUCUCUUGUCCUUCCCCUGCUUCCUCUCCACCCCAGGCCUGGGAGUCCUGGUGCACAUAGUGAGGCCUCCAUUCAGAACUCAAGAAUUACACACCGGCCUGGGUAUGAGGCAGCAAUUCUCCUCCUGGUGGCAGCCGUGAGUCUGUCCUCUGUGAGCCCUGGUUGUGAGGAGGGGACCCUUUGACACCUGGGUGUUUAGUCACCACUCUGAUUUCUCUGUUAGAUCCCUAGUUGACACAAAGAUAAGUGUGGCCUCUUCCCAAAGCUGAGCCUGCCAGGGCCUCAGCUCAGUGGACAACACAGGAGAAGAAGCCCAAUCUAGAGAGACUGUGAUACGUGCAGAGGGUGUGAGGAAGGGAUGUUUUUCUCCUGAGGGGACACUAGAAAGCGGUCAGGUUUCCCGCUCCCAUAGCUCACUUCUAAACAACUGGGAUGCUGGGAGAACCCUCGUCUGAGGGUAGUUUGUGUCUGGAAAUACUGAGAAUUUUUUUUCCAGACCCAUAAAUACAUGUACAAGGUCACAAAUACCAGGGAUUGUGGGUGAUGGGGUAUACACUGGAACCCUGACUCUCUGCAUGUAGUUCAGAGUCACCCUAAGCACUAUCCCAAAGUCUGGAGUCGGCAACAUUUGUCUUCAGUGACCGCCUACUGCCGUAGAUAGCAUGGGACCCUAAUUUCCCACCUCUGCCAUCACCCGUCAGCCAUAAUUCUCUGAGGAGGUUCUUAUCCUCGGGAAAGAAACCGCCACGCAUUGAUUCGCACUGAAAUGUAAAUGGCUGAUGGGGAAAUAAAUGUGUUGCCUCUUCCGGAAGACAAGACUUUAACUGAGACAGAGCAGAGCCUUUAGUCCCAAGGGAAAAUGGAAUGGAACUGAAGGGGUAGGAGCUGCCUGGACAGAAAGACCUAUUGCUUUGCAAGCUCAGUCUCCUCAGCCAACUGCACUGCUUUCUUUGUUUUACUUUGCCCCUCUCGAAGGGGACAUAGGAAAAGUAAAUUACAAUGCACACGUCCGUUUUACUCAUUCAGAAUGCAGUUGCUCUCUCUCCUAGAUGCCAACCAUGACUAGCGCAAUUGUAUCUAAAUUUCCUGAGGGGCGUUUUUGUUUUUUAAUGAAGUAGGUAAUGUUAAACACCCCUUUAAAUACAGCUAGAAAAUAAAACCAUUUUAUAAAAGCCACCCUCGAAUCCCCUGCGAGCCUCCCACAGAGCAUCUCUCCAAAUCCAGGUAUACCCACCCAUCUUUAGUCUGAUCUCUCCCGCUUCCGACGUAUGAAAAAAAAAAAAAAACCAGGAGAACGGAGGUUCCCAAUUACUCUUUUGUCUUCAGACAUUUAGUAAUAUAAAAUACCUAUUUUUAUGCUGAAAUGUUUAUACAGGUUUAUUAACAGCAAGCGCAACUAACUGGCGGCGUGCCGUGCAACCCAUUUUGAUAUAUUAGCCGUGCUUCCAGGUAAAGGCAAGCCCCCAGCUACUCACCUUUUGCAGUCUCUCUCUGGAAUCAGUAAAAAGAAAAGAAAAAAAAAAAUCACGUUUGAGAAGUGGGACUGUAAAUAUGUAAUGUAUGUUUAACUUUGUGGAGCCCAUGUACCUACCUUGUAUAGAAGAAAUAAUUUUUAAAAGUUGAGCAGAAAGGGAGUAAAAUGAAGUCACGAAGGGUUUCCCCCCCCCCAACACUUUUAUUUAAAUGAAGGAAUUUCGAAUAAUUCACCUGCGGACCUUUAGCACAAAAAUAGUCCUGGGAAAUUGUUAACAUAUUCACUCGUUCUCUGGGGAAGAGAAGACAGCUAUCAUAUCAUAUUUGCAGUUUUACGUUUGCAGUCCUAUUUAUCUGCAGUAGUAUUAAGUCACAUUGCUGGAAUAGGUUACUACCAAAAAAGAAGACAUUAUUGAGAGAAAAAAACAAAACCGAUCUAUGUAACCUAUUAGAGUAUUGCAUUUAAAUUGCACACCAAGCGCGUGUACUACGCAGACACAGGUUUUUCUGUUCAUUUAUUGUUUUUCCUUACUGCCGUGGAUUGAUUUGAUAGACAUGUUGAAUUACUACUUCGCUGUACAUAUUAUUUAAUAAACUUUAUUCGGAAUUGCGUGGCA
This is a messenger RNA of Rattus norvegicus (Norway rat), 43554 nucleotides long. NCBI's taxonomy places the organism in Eukaryota, Metazoa, Chordata, Mammalia, Rodentia, Muridae. The record is from RefSeq and is a predicted model, not a curated record.